This is a messenger RNA of Gaeumannomyces tritici R3-111a-1, 1862 nucleotides long. RefSeq lists its product as hypothetical. The transcript is spliced from 5 exons. Bases 234 to 1862 code for a protein of 542 amino acids. The record is from RefSeq and is a predicted model, not a curated record. NCBI's taxonomy places the organism in Eukaryota, Fungi, Ascomycota, Sordariomycetes, Magnaporthales, Magnaporthaceae. Gene Ontology annotation, biological process: transmembrane transport. Gene Ontology annotation, cellular component: membrane. Gene Ontology annotation, molecular function: transmembrane transporter activity.
GACGGCGCUCAGACUAGAGCCCUUCUAGAAAGGAGCAUUUUAACUCGAGCCACUGCGCCCAAAAAGCUCAUCUGCGUUAUGUGUGGUGGAGACAACAUUACCCCUGACCCAACAUUGAAAUCCGUCCUCUCCGAACUCGCGCUCAAGAGCUAGGUGGGCCUACCGAGCCAAACUUAGCUCCUGCUCACUCGAAGUAGCUCCAUAUUCCACUUUGACACCACGACCAGCCCAUCAUGUCGUCCACUGAGACCCCCUGGCGCAGCCUCUCUAGGAGCAGUCGCCCUGCUGGCCAAUGCGAGCUGGAGAACAGGAAGAGUUUAUCUCGGGGCUCUGGAAACAACACCAGCGAUGCCGAGAGCAAAGACAUCCCGCCUCGGGCCCAAAGCCCCAAACGCGAGAGGGCAUCAUCCCUGACAGACCUGCCUCCCGACCCCGACGCGAGCCUCACGGAGGAGCAGCGAAAACAGGUCGACAGAGAUCUGGUCACAAGACUAGACUGGAGGUUGAUGCCAUGGCUGUGUCUGCUAUACCUCCUUGCCUUCCUCGACCGGACGAACAUCGGGAACGCAAAGAUCGCAGGCCUCGGCCCAGACCUCGGCCUGGACACUACGCACUACAACAUGACGCUGAGCAUCUUCUUUGUGUCGUACGCCCUGGCCGAGCCCGUCACCAACGUUUUGCUCAAGAGAUUCCGCCCGUCACUGUUCAUCCCCAUUAUCAUGAUCCUCUGGGGAAUCUGCAUGCUCUGUAUGGGUUUCGUCCACAACUGGAGCGGACUCAUGGCGUCGCGGUGGUUCCUCGGGCUCACAGAAGCCGGGCUCUUCCCAGGCGUCAACUACUAUCUGUCCUGCUGGUACAAGCGAUCUGAGUUUGGCAUCCGAGCGGCAAUCUUCUUCUCCGCAGCGGCCAUCGCAGGCUCCUUUGGUGGCCUCCUCGCGGCUCUGAUCGAGAAGAUGGCAGGCAUGGGCGGACGACCGGGCUGGGCGUGGAUCUUCAUCCUCGAGGGCCUACUAACGGUUCUAGUGGGCUUCGCGUCCUUCCGCAUGGUGCACGACUUCCCGGACGAGGCGCGGUUCCUCUCGGCCGCGGACCGCGCGCGCGUGACGCGACGUCUCAAGCUGGACCAGCAGUCCUCGGCGUCGCGCGAGGACUUUAGCUGGGCGCCCGUGAUGGCAGCACUCUCCGACUGGAAGACGUGGCUGGCCAUGUGCGUCUACGCGGGCUGCGACAUGCCCCUGUACGCCUUCUCGCUCUUCCUGCCCUCCAUCGUCGCGGGGCUCGGGUGGGGGGAGGAGGACCAGGGCGGCGGCGCGGUGCGAGCGCAGCUCAUGACGGUGCCGCCCUACGUCGCCGCGGCGCUGCUGACGGUGCUGGCGGGCCGCGUCGCCGACCGCACCGGCCAGCGCGGCCUGGUCAACGUGGCCGCCGCCGCCGUCGGCAUCGCGGGCUUCGCGGUCCUGCUAGCGGCCGAGUCGCCCGCCUGGCGGUACGCGGGGACGUUCCUGGGCGCCGCCGGCAUCUACCCCUGCGUCGCCAACACCAUCUCGUGGACGGCCAACAACGUCGAGGGCGUCUACAAGCGCGGCGUCGUGCUGGGCAUGGUCAUCGGCUGGGGAAACCUCAACGGCGUGACGAGCUCGCACGUGUACUUUUCGCCGCCCAGGUUCGUCGAGGGCCACGCCGUGGUGCUGGGCUUCAUGGCCGUCUUCCUGCUCGGCGGCAGCGUGCUCAUGACGCUGCUGCUGCGGGCCGAGAACGCCCGGCGGCUGCGUGGCGGUCGAGACAGCUGGACCGAGGGCAAGACGCGGCGCGAGGUCGAGGCGCUGGGGGACAUGCGGCCCGACUUUUUGUAUAUCGUCUAG